GCCUUUUUCCUGUUCACUUCGGGUGAAUCGCUGUUUGGACUCAGUUCUCUGCCCGUAGCUCCCAGGAGUCGAUGGAAAAGUAGGGGGUCGUUAGACUGCAUAUUAGUUGAGAGCUGCUUCUUUUUUCUUUGCAUAUCCCGGGGAUCGGGGUGCUUGAUAAAUGCUUGCCGGCAGUGCGUGCCUCUGGUUGUGAUUGUAGUGCACCUGAGACAUCUAGACAGGACCGGUUCGUGGUUUCAUCUGCCCCCGACCAAGCCCUUCUCAUGCUGUCCUUUCACCUGCAAUACCUAUGGGCCAACAACCCUUAGAUACACACCUCCAGUCAUGCCUGGGCUAUAUAUAACUGCAGGAUGCGCGGCCGGCCGGGCGGGGGGUGUGGCCCCGGAAGCGUCCGCCUUGCUGGCCGCGAGGCGGGCUAGCGGAAUCCCCGUCUCCGUAGGCGGCGGCGGCGGCGGCGGCAGCAGCAGCGGGAGAAGCCCCCGGCGCGCCCUGGCCUGCCAUGGGCCCGGGAAGCGCCCGCCUCGCGAGGGCGAGGGCGGGGGCGGGGGCGGAGAGAACCGGCGGCGCGCCCUGGCCGGCCACGGGCCCGGGAAGCGCCCGCUCGCUGCAGCGGGGGCGGGGCCGCGGGAAAAAACCCUCCACUUGGGUCUUUCAAACUGACAGUGAUCUCUUCCUGGUGUAAGCAAGUAGGCAAUGAGUGCUGCUGAGGAAGAAGGAUAAUACAAAAUGGCAGAAGCAGUUUUCCAUCCCCCGAGAAGGAAGAGAAAAGUUUAUGAAUCCUAUGAUUCACCUUUUCCUAUUUCUGUCCCAUGGGAUGGUGUUUGUGGGAGAGAUUACAGAAUAUGCCAAGCUGAAAUUAUUAACAAGAAUAUAAUUGUGAGGAAUCCUGAGGAUAUAGAACAGCUGUACAGCAAGGGAUUUUUUGGGAAAGGUAUUCUUUCAAGAAGUCGACCAGAAUAUGAUAUUUCAGAUCCAGGACUGGUUGUUAAGUGGCAAGAUGCCAGGUUAAACAUGCCUGUAAUUUCUUCAAAAAAAUUCCAGCGUUAUGUAGACUGGGCUAAAAGCCGCAUGAAGGAGCAGGAACUCGAUGACUGCACUAUAAACAAAUUCCUUCAAAAUUACAUUGAACCACUUUGUCUAGAGGGAAAAGCUGAACAAACUAGUGAGUUUUGGAAUGAAGAAACAGAAGCAAUGGAGACUGCUGAGCCAAAGCUAGCAGUGACUUCUCUUGAAACUAACGGGGAUCAAGCAGUCUGUCUGGAAGGGGAUCCAUGUUGUGAUCCAUUGGGCAAAUAUGGCUCUAAUGAACUGGACAGAACAGGAUUUGAAGCUGUAUCUAAGACACAUUCUCCAAAAAGUCCAUCCAGUUUGCAUGAUGACAGCAAGGAAGGUGAUUGUGUCAAACAAGAAUCUCCUGUUUUGAGUAAUGAAGAAUAUAAUCACCAGGAGUUUGUACUGGUGCAAGAAUCUGAUUUAAGUCCAGAAGAAGAAAAAGAAUAUGAGAAAUCACAUUUGAGCGAAAGAGAAAAGUUAGUAUGCAGAAGAAAUCCAUUUAGGAUUUUUGAAUACUUGCAGCUCAGUCUAGAAGAGGCUUUUUUCUUGGUGUAUGCCCUGGGAUGUUUAAGUAUUUAUUACAAUGAGGCACCGUUAUCUAUCUUGAAGCUAUGGGAAUUAUUCAGUGAAGCGCAGCCCAAUUUUAGGGCUACAUACAUGGCAUAUCACUAUUUCCGAUGCAAAGGGUGGGUUCCUAAAGUUGGACUGAAAUAUGGAACUGAUCUCUUGUUGUAUCAAAAAGGUCCUCCUUUUUACCAUGCCAGUUAUUCUGUGAUUGUUGAAUUAGUUAAUGAUGACUUUGAAGGAUCAUCACAGAGAUCAUUCAGCUGGAAGUCUUUGUCCAGUUUGAAUAGAACUACAGCAAAUGUUUCUAAGGAACUUAUGUUCUGUUACCUGAUUAAACCAUCUGAUAUGACUGAAAAAGAAAUGUCAUCACCAGAGUGUCUCAAAAGAAUUAAAGUUCAGGAAUUGAUUCUACAUCGUUGGGUCUCAUCCCGUGAGCGUAAUGAACAAGAUGAACUGUGAUAAACUAGGUUGGAAAACUAGUAUUAUUGAAAUAUCUACUCC
This is a messenger RNA of Sphaerodactylus townsendi, 2121 nucleotides long. It is a transcript of the gene TSEN2, whose product is annotated as tRNA splicing endonuclease subunit 2. Gene Ontology annotation, molecular function: tRNA-intron lyase activity; nucleic acid binding. The transcript has 12 exons. Bases 727 to 2079 code for a protein of 450 amino acids. Lineage: Eukaryota; Metazoa; Chordata; Lepidosauria; Squamata; Sphaerodactylidae. Gene Ontology annotation, cellular component: tRNA-intron endonuclease complex. The record is from RefSeq and is a predicted model, not a curated record. Gene Ontology annotation, biological process: tRNA-type intron splice site recognition and cleavage; tRNA splicing, via endonucleolytic cleavage and ligation.